Molecule: messenger RNA, 2855 nt
Organism: Salpingoeca rosetta
Lineage: Eukaryota; Choanoflagellata; Craspedida; Salpingoecidae
Exons: 2
Coding region: 264-2321 (685 amino acids)
Biological process (GO): innate immune response
Cellular component (GO): cytoplasm
Molecular function (GO): protein binding
Source: RefSeq, a predicted model, not a curated record
CCAACCAACAACACCGCUCGCGCUCACUUAGGCUCACUCCACACACCAACACCACCUCUCUUUCGCUUCCCGUGUAGAUUGCUCGGUGUUGGUUUGUGGUAGGGCUCGCUCAUUGCUCCUCCCUGUCGUCGUCGCCGUCGUGGUAGUGUCGUGAUUUUCAUUCGCCUUUGUCCGCGCGUGCGUGCCGAUACUGCACUCAAUCAACGAAGCACACCACCAAACUCCGAUUCACCAAGCACUCAGGACACAACAGCAACAAGAGCAUGGGAUGCGGUCCAAGCAAGAGCGCGGCCAUCCACCCGUCUGGGCCUGCACCCAAGAAGGCGGUGCCCACCCCAACACAGGUGCAGCCCAGCGCACAUCGUAGCAAGGGUGAGUGGCUCAUUAACCUCGUCGCAACCAUCUGCGCCCCAUCAAACAGCAAAACCAACAGCAGCAAUGCCAGCAGCAGCAGCAGCCACAACUCUGUCGCACAAGGCGCAAUACAACAGCCACAGCAGGAGCAGGCGAGCCGAGUAACGGUUGCGGAGCUGUCAUCCGCGCUCCAACGGGCAGAGGUUGCCGCCGCCGUCAACUUUGUGUCGCCGCAAGGGACGAGCAGCCUUGGCGUGGCAUGUGCUCAUGGACAUGCCGGGGUGGUGCAAGUACUGCUGCGGCACGGUGCGGAUCCCAACGUGCUCUUGCACAACUCCAACACAGCCGCUCACGUGGCAGCGGCUAGCGGCAAUGCAGGUGUGCUCUUCCUCCUUAUCGAGGCCGGCGCACAGCUCGGCACGCGCAACAGCAGUGGCCACACGGUACAGCAGACGGCCCAACAUGCGCUGGCAGAACUUCAGGGCAUCCACGUCGACGACAGCGCGCUGUGCAGCAAACACCAGCAGCAGUGGCAGGCCUGUCUACGAGACAUCUUCCUGACAAACUGGGCAGUCGAUGCGCGACACGCGCUUGAGCUGUGUGGCCGUGGAUCCAACGCGUCAUCCUCAUCACCGUGCCCGUCUUCCUCCUUUGAAUCCACGCACGACAGCCGCGCCGACGACCACCCGCUCCCACACCACCACCACCACCACCACCACCACCACCACAACGACAACAACAACACCUACAACAGCAGAAGCAACAACAACAACAGCAGCACCGCUCGUACGGGCAACGACGAUGAUGACACAGAUGCUCACACAACGACAACAACAGCGAACCCCACAGUAGCAGCAGAAACAACACGGGAGGAGGUUGCAGUACACAAAGACAGGGUCAGCGUGGACGCAACUGCGAGUCUGAGUUCGCGACAGGGGUCAGACCUGCACCCACGCGAUAGCUUUGAUGUCUCGGGGCAAUCGUCCCAGGUGUCGUUGGGGGUGCCCCGUGCACAGGAUCGACAGCAGAGCAUGGAGGACCUGAGCAGCCAGUUUUCCGCAAGCGUUGCGCUGGGUGCAGGCCACGUCUCCUCCGACCACGCCGCCGCCACCACCGCCAGCACGUCUGACGCAGAACCACCACAACAACAACAACAGCAGCAGGCGGAACAGCGGCCCGGGUCGUCGUCGCGUGUAUCGAGCUCGGUGCUGCGCCCACGGCAGAUCCUCGUGUCCACGCCUGCAUCGGCAUCGUCGUCGUCAACAGCACGCGUGAAUGCACCACACGCACAGGCGGACUUGCUGGAGGACCUGUUUGCGCUCACCAACACGCUGCUUGGCGUGUGCCACAAGGAGAUGUACAUGAAACAUGACAGCGGCUUUGUCACCGAGGACAUGGGUAGUGAAGAUGGCGACAACCACCACAACCACCACCACCAACAACAACAACAACAACAACAACAACAACAACAACAACGCGGUGCAGCUAACAACAACGGCGGCAGCGGCAGCAGGAACAACGGCAACAGUGCGGUGGGCACGAAGACACUGCAAGUGCCUGGGUCAAGUAGCACGGAUGAUGGCGUGCCCACCUCUGCCGUGCGGCGCGCGCUGCGGGAUGUGGUCUAUUACAACCGCAUGCUCAUGGAGUUUGUGCCGUGGCGGCUCACCUCUGAGGAAGUGUCUGUGCUGGGGAGUGCGGACUGGGUGACUGUGCGUGCGAUGGCCGCGUCCCACCACCUACGCCUGGUGCGAGCCGUGGCUUCGUGGUGCUGUGCAUUGCAUGACAUUCAGCAGCACUGUGGCGUUUGCGUUGCCUCGCCGUCUGGUGCAAAGCAGACAAAGACAGUCCGCGCGGCCGAGGCGACACCGUCCGCCGUCUCCGAGGCAGGAAGGCGGGUGUCCAUUCUUGAUUUGGAGCACACGUGGUGUGCCCUCAUGUUGUAUGAUUCCCUCGUCUCGCACUAGCUGCGCAGACAUGUCGUGAUAUUGCCACGCGGUCCCCUUGAUUCCAUCAACCUGUUGCUUUGAUCGUGCGUGGCUUAGCCCGCGUUUGUUGCCAUGCUUUUCUUGUUUUUCCUUUCUGAAUUGACAUGGGCGUUUUUCCCUCGCAGCUCACUUCCGCUUCUGCUUCACCUUCCUGGCCACAAUUGCUUUGCCCCUCCACACCUCUGCAUGAUAUUGUUAAUGUUAAUGUGUCGCUUCGUUUUUUUUCACUACGCUUGUUCCUGCACGGAGUGAUGUGACGUGAUGUGACACCUCGCCUCUUGUGCUGGCCUUGUUGACGUGAGGGAGUGCUGGCUCGCCUGUGUUGCUGCGGCGUGUUGUUUCGUCGCGUGCGCUUCGGAUCGUGGUGCGCAGUCUGAAGUGCAGCAGCCAACCAUCAUAUCCAUCGCUCACAGCACAACAGCACGCUCUCCCUCUCUCUCUCGCUUCUGCUUGUGUGUGUGUGUGGUUUUGUGUGCGAUGCGACAUCAAAUGAAGAUGUAAACAAUUUUCGCU